Molecule: messenger RNA, 723 nt
Organism: Penicillium alfredii
Lineage: Eukaryota; Fungi; Ascomycota; Eurotiomycetes; Eurotiales; Aspergillaceae
Exons: 2
Coding region: 1-723 (240 amino acids)
Source: RefSeq, a predicted model, not a curated record
AUGGCGCCCAUCCGACGGUAUCUGCGCGUGAGCAAGUUCUCGGUGCUGGAGUGUCGAAUCUACCUGGAUAACCCAUCUGAUUCACGGUGGCUCCUGAAUCCUCGCGAUCCCGUCCUCCCGCGCGUGUUCGCCGCGAUCCGACCACUGGUCCUGCCCAAGUUGCGGGAAGAGAACGAGCGACUCUUUGCGCGCAAGAAAAGCAAGCCCGUCAAGGAUGUCAUUGCUGAGGACGAGUUCGAGGUGGCCAUCUUCCUCCGCGAAACCCGCACUCGCCAUUCGCUGCUCACGCGAAGCAAGACAUUCCACAAACCAGACAACCCAGACAUCAACGCAGAAGGAAACUCGGGGCCAUCGACCGACCCAACUGGCUCCGCAGACGCGGGGAUCCUAGUCGAAAGUGAUGGCGAGCCCGAUCUCGAUCUGCACGAUAUUCCGGAGGCAGCUGCAGAUGCCACAACACCAGAAAACACCGAUCAGCCCAAUCGGAGAAAAAGGAAAACAGCCCAGGCAGGUCCAGCCGAGGAGGACUCCGGUGAUGAGAAAAAGCUCCGCUUCAGCACCCAGUAUGAGAGCUUCAAUAUUUGUGGAUGGGUGCUAUGUUUGUUAGUGACUCGCAAGGGCGACCGAACUCGGCCAGCCCUCGCAACAUCAGAACUGAGUCGGCAGCCACUAAUGGAGGAAUGGAUUUCCACCCAGGCUCAAGCAUCUCUGGAUGAGGAUUGA